AUGGAUGUAACUUUUGAAGUGCAAAGAGGAAGAUCAUUCUCAAUUGAAAUAGGGUUCUUUGAUACUAUUUUGGAAAUCAAAGAAAAAGUUCAAAAGUAUCAAGGAAUUCCAAUCUCCAAUCAAACUUUAAUUUUCAAUGGUCAGAUUCUUCAAGACGACGGAGAUAUUUGGAAGUGUGCAAUUUUUCAAAACUCGCGUAUUUAUCUUAUGGUUGCUGCUGCAGAUUCUGAUCAUUCGAAAUUACCAAUAGAUCAUGAUAUCAAAUUUCACCCCAACGACAAAACUCCUUCGUCCAAAUCUCACAUUCCUAUUGAAAUCGAUAAAAAUGAUACCGCCUUAAAGCUUAAAGAAAAAAUUCAUGAUAGUGAUCAAAAUAAUGUUCCGUUCAGCAAUGUCAUGUUGCAUGCAACCGGAACUGAAUUGCAUGAUAAUCAAUUCUUACGCGAUUGUGAUGUUUCAGAUAAGAACGAAAUCGAGGUGAGUUUUAAGCCACAGGUAUCGGAGGCACCUACGGUGGUUGGCGGCGGCGGAGGAGGAACAUCAAAGAAGUUAAAGCUGAUGGUUUUGCCUAAAAGUGGAACAAAGAAAGUAGUUGUUGAAAUGAAUCAUUUUGAUAAUGUUGGAGAAUUGAGGAAAGAGCUUCAUAAAUUAAAUCAAAGGCUUCAAUUUCAUCUUCCACCAGAAGGGUAUUUUUUCAUUUACAAACAAAAUGUUAUGGACGAUGAUAAGUCUUUCCGAUGGCACCAUGUUUGUCAAGGUGAUACCAUUGAAAUCUUUAAUGGUAGUGUCACAGGUGGAUCAUGA
Molecule: messenger RNA, 804 nt
Organism: Lathyrus oleraceus (garden pea)
Lineage: Eukaryota; Viridiplantae; Streptophyta; Magnoliopsida; Fabales; Fabaceae
Product: ubiquitin domain-containing protein 7SL RNA2-like
Exons: 1
Coding region: 1-804 (267 amino acids)
Biological process (GO): proteasome-mediated ubiquitin-dependent protein catabolic process
Cellular component (GO): cytosol; nucleoplasm
Molecular function (GO): proteasome binding; polyubiquitin modification-dependent protein binding; ubiquitin binding
Source: RefSeq, a predicted model, not a curated record